UGUACAUUGUAUCCAUUGCUUGAUGUUCCUGAGAGUGAUUUAUGUCCAUGGGAAUGGAUGAGGUUCAGUGUAGCAUUUUGGCAUACAUUCCGUGGGGCAGGAGGCGACCCAUUUGGUGCACCAACCAAAUAUUGGCCCUGGGGGGAUGGUACCAAUUCAUUGGCUAUGGCCACAAGGGGAAUGAGAGCCAAUUUUGAGUUCCUUGAAAAGCUUGGAGUUGAUAGGUGGUGUUUCCAUGAUAGGGAUAUUGCACCUGAAGGCAAAACUCUGGAGGAAAGCAAUGCAAACUUGGAUCAAGUGGUGGCCCUCGCUAAAGAGCUUCAGGGAACCAAAAUCCGUCCUUUGUGGGGUACGGCUCAGUUGUUUGUCCCUCCUCGAUUUAUGCAUAGUGCUGCUAAUAGUUCUGAGGUUGGUGUUUUCGCAUAUACUGCAGCUCAAGAAAGCAAUGGAGGUGUGUUUACAAUCUUAUGAUUUCAUAAUGCUCAUAGGCGAAGAGAGAGUAUUGAUGUUGAGGACCUAUUUAUUGCUCAUAUUGCUGGAAUGGAUACCCUGGCUUGCGGACCUAGAAAUGCUGCCAAUCUGAUUGAGGAUGGUUCUUUGGCUGCACUUGUUCACAAGAGGCAUGAGAGUUUUGACACAGAAAUUGGAGCACAAAUAUAGGGACUUGCAGAGAUGAUUUUCCGGUCAGCACUACAUAGUCUGAGAUAUAGAAAGGUUGAGUGUGAGAACAUGCCUUUGGACUCACUUGAAGAGGUAGAGUAAUUGAGGCGUGUGUGAAGCUAGCCCGAACGCUACCUUGCUGUAAUAUAAAAAUAUAUAAUUAUAUUUAGAUUUUUUUUCUUCUUAUUACUCAAGACUCGGUGGGUCAGUAUCAAUAUCUGGACACCAACCUCACUUCUCCAACUUGAUAUGGACUAGUUUGAUACCAUGACUUGCAAAAAUGAAAUUGGGAUUAUUCUGAAGAA
This is a messenger RNA of Hevea brasiliensis (rubber tree), 965 nucleotides long. RefSeq names its product xylose isomerase. The record is from RefSeq and is a predicted model, not a curated record. Gene Ontology annotation, molecular function: xylose isomerase activity. Lineage: Eukaryota; Viridiplantae; Streptophyta; Magnoliopsida; Malpighiales; Euphorbiaceae. Gene Ontology annotation, biological process: carbohydrate metabolic process.